Dentiscutata heterogama is the source of this 450-nucleotide messenger RNA. The record is from the annotation of a GenBank genome assembly. Lineage: Eukaryota; Fungi; Glomeromycota; Glomeromycetes; Diversisporales; Gigasporaceae.
AUGAGUUCUUUGAAAUGGAUAGUGAUCAGUGAUGAGUACAACAAAAGCCAAGGCGAUACUAUUAAUGAAGUUGCGACAUCUAAUAUCUAUAUUAAUGUUGAAAAGAAUGCCACUGACUUACUUUCUACUGAGAAUGAAACUGUAAAUCUUAUCUCAAUUUUUGGCCUGGCAAAUGCGCCUUCUAAUAGUUAUAUCAUAAUAACGGGAAAAUCGACGUUCAUGAAUAUCAUGGCUGGUGUGGAUGAUCAUGAUAAUGAGAUUUUCAAGUCUUCUUCUGCUCUAGAGACAGUUACAACAGGUGUUGAUAUUUCCAAGACAUUCUUGCCACUUAGAAAAUUUUCAAAGUUGAACGAUUAUCCAGAAAUUGACAGCAAUUUUUUAGUUGCAUUUAUCGAUACAGAAAGACAAGGCAUUAAGUUGAUUACAUCGCAACUUGACCAGGCAUUUUAA